CCAGUUAUUUAAAUCGAACAAACCCCUAAGGGUUGUGACGUGUGCACGCUGUAAACUGAAAGCCAGGCUCAGUUGGUGCUGUUGUUGUUCGCUUUGAGGAGUUUGGUGAUGUUAGCGCUUUGCUAUUAUUUAAGGGUCUUCAAGCUCCCACUAGAAGGCUAAUUUUACCCAAAUAUAAACACCUGUAUGUCUAGCCAGAGGUAUAUUUUAGUAAUAUUUCAUCAUAUUUAGCCAGGUAGUGGGAAGCUAGGUAACAAGAUAGGUCCCAAAGUUGCUGAUGGAUGCGCGGGUAACGGAGUUAUUUGGCUCAGGAAAUGGACACAGUUGUGGAUCUCAAGGUGUUGCGUCCAACGUGAAGUCGGGGAAUGGCUAUGGGGUAGUGGCCAAAAAAGCUUGUACAAAGAACAUCAAGAAAUCAAAGACUCGAUUCUCUCGCAACUUCAAACCAAGCAACAACACCCCAUAUCUACCUCCAGAGGCUGAAGAGGGAAAUAUAGAGUACAAGCUGAAGCUAGUGAACCCAACGCAGUACCGCUUUGAGCACCUGGCAACACAAAUGAAAUGGCGACUGCAGGAGGGUAGAGGUGAAGCUGUUUAUCAGAUUGGUGUUGAGGAUAAUGGCAUGCUGGUGGGAUUGUCAGAGGAAGAUAUGACGGCAUCACUGAAGACGCUCCACAGGUUGGCAGAGAAAAUUGGAGCUGAUAUCACUGUUCUUCGAGAGCAAGAGGUGGACUAUGACUCUGAUGUGCCUCGAAAGAUUGCUGAAGUUCUCAUUCGCAAGGUGCCAGAUGAUCAGCAGUUCUUAGACCUGCGAGUAGCCGUACUGGGUAAUGUGGACUCGGGCAAGUCCACCCUGCUGGGUGUUCUGACACAAGGUGAGCUUGACAAUGGACGGGGAAGAGCGAGGCUCAACCUCUUCAGACAUCUUCAUGAGAUUCAGACUGGACGAACUUCAAGCAUCAGCUUUGAGAUUCUUGGUUUCAACAGUAAAGGAGAGGUUGUGAAUUACAGCGAGUCUCGUACAGCAGAGGAGAUUUGUGAGAGUGCCUCUAAAAUGAUCACAUUCAUCGAUCUGGCGGGUCACCACAAGUACUUGAAGACCACCAUCUUUGGCCUCACCAGCUACUGUCCAGAUUUCGCUAUGCUGGUCGUCAGCGCAAAUACUGGCAUUGCUGGUACAACACGGGAGCAUCUUGGUCUUGCCAUGGCCCUGAAGGUGCCCAUUUUCAUUGUCAUCAGUAAAGUGGACCUUUGUACGCGGGCCACUGUGGAGCGCACAGUGCGGCAGUUGGAGCGUGUCUUGAAACAACCGGGCUGCAACAAGGUGCCCAUGGUGGUAGAUAGUACAGACGAUGCCGUCACAGCAGCACAGCAGUUUGCACAAUCACCCAACAUCACUCCUAUCUUCACCUUGUCCAGUGUGUCUGGAGAGAGUCUAGACUUGCUCAAGGUCUUCUUCAAUAUCAUCCCUCCUCUCAGCAACAGCAAGGAACAGGAGGAGCUUAUGCAGCAGCUAACCGAGUUUCAGGUGGAUGAGAUCUACACAGUGCCAGAGGUGGGGACUGUGGUGGGAGGUACUCUGUACAGUGGUAUUUGUCGUGAGGGAGAUCAUCUUGUAGUAGGGCCCACAGACUCGGGCCAGUUCCACAAGCUGACAGUUGGGAGCAUUCAAAGGAAUCGGUCGGCAUGCAGGGUACUCCGGGCUGGCCAGGCUGCCACACUCGCCCUGGGCAACUUUGACCGUUCACUGCUACGCAAGGGCAUGGUCAUGGUGAGUCCAGAGAUGGAUCCUACCAUCUGCUGGAUGUUUGAGGCUGAAAUUGUGCUUCUCUUCCAUGCUAAGACCUUCCACAAGGGCUUCCAGGUUACUGUGCACAUUGGCAAUGUGAGACAGACAGCCACAGUGGAAGCUGUAUAUGGCAAGGAGGAGCUGAGAACUGGGGAGAAGGCAGUGGUUCUCUUCAAGUUCAUCAAGCACCCAGAAUACCUGAAAGUGGGUGCUAAGGUGCUCUUCAGAGAGGGUGUGACCAAAGGCAUCGGCCACGUCACCAAGUUGCAACCCAUCACCCAGUACCGGCCAUCCCAAAACGAGAACGAGGAGGCCUAAAGUUUUUUAGGGGACCACAACAGAAACCACUGUCCUGACCCACAAAAGGUGCUUUAUAAACCACCUCCAGCUUUCUCCAAAGGCUACUCUUCCCUUUUCCCUGCACAGUAAAUCCCUUUCACAGGUUUCUGUUGGUUUAUCACCGUGUUCCAAAGCCUUGUUGUCAACAUCUUCCUUAUUCUCCCUCUUCAGCCUUUUAAAUAACUGUUGAUAUUUUAGCCUGCUUUCUGGAGUUGAGGUUUAAAGAGUGUUGCUUUUCAUUGGCUCUGAUAACAGGAAACCCCUCAACCACCUUCACAGCAACUUCUACCUAAGUGUCAAAACAAGCAUUAGUUGCAGUGCACAGUUAAAUAAGUGGCAGCUAGGCUUUCUCGCAUCUACGUUGACAUGCUGCUUACACAGUUUACACCUAAAUGCACUAACACAGAAAGAUGCACACACACUUGCACUGGAACAUACAUGUCAAGGUUGAUAUACCUUUGACAGAUAAUCUUUUACAAAUUCCACAGUUGCAAGUAUGAGGUGCUUGAACUGUAAGGUGUAACUGAUCUCACCAAUGUCACUGUUUCAUUGCCCCACAGCAGCUUGUCUCUGCCAGAAUAGUGCCUCACUGUUAAGGAUAAGACUCUGAUUUCACUGCAUUUCAGUACUCUUAAAUAUUAUUUCCUUAGCUAACCAAUUAUGUGAGGUAGUAAAAGCAAUGUGAUACAUUUGUGGGUCUCAGAUGCAGCUUAACAGCUGUAUAUAAGCUAAACAAUCCUGCCUCAAGCUAGACUGCUGAUGAAGGCACUUUAUGAUGGUAAUAGAAGAGGUAUGCAAUGUUAGAACUUGACCCAGUUUGUUUGUAUGUCAGCUAAUUCACAUUGGUAAUCAAUUAUGGGCACAUUUGUCUGAGAAUUAUGUUUUUUAUUCACAAAUAAUGCCUCACAAUAGUGCAGUGAGAUGGUGGUGAUUUUGCUACCUAUCUUUCAGGUGCUUUUGCAUCUCAGGUCAGAGUAGAUAUUGUAUUGUACAGCAUAGUAUUGGACAGCAUUCCACUCUUAUAGAACCACUGCAGUGAAGGCUUCCAUUGCUGACUUGGGAGGAAAAGGGGCGAAUUUGAGGAGAACGAGACAAGGGUGUGCUUCUCCCAAAGAGAUUUUUGAUUAUGCAUUAUAUAGUAUGCGAAGCUGCCUACUAAUGUAGCUUUGUUUAAAAGCAGUUGUGUGUGUGUGUGUGUGUAUGUGUGAGACGUAUUUGGUGUCAUCUGUUUUAUAUGUUACUGAUGUCACAAACUUUCGAGGUUAACACAGUGCCUAAUGGAACUGCAUUUGAAUAAUGUUCCAUUACACCCCAAAGUUGUACAACUUAGUAAGAGCAAAUAAGUUGGUGCUACUAUUAGAAAUGGUUUUUGAUAUCUAGAUGACUUUGAAAAUGAAUGGUAAUUGCUACUUUGUUCAAGGCUGCUGUUGGCCUUAUCACCUGUCUUGUUGCAUGUUUGAUUUGAUUUCUACAUUGUUGUCCGACUGACAUCAGUGAUGUAGAGGACAACUGAAAUGUGCCGUUUUGUUGCACAUUAUUGUUAUGCAGUUUGUGCGUACUCAAAGAGAGAAACAUAUAUCAACCAAAAUAGUUGUAUCCUUUAAGAGUUUAUAUCAGGUGUUAAAGUUCAUUUUAACGCAUUUGAGGUAUAUUUUUUAGAUUUCUAGUAGUUCCAGAUUUUACAGUUGAUUCAAACCCAUUUUUCAUAUUGUUCUUAUCUUUUUCAAAUCCCAUUGAAGACCUAUUUUUCUUUUCAAGUGUCGUAUUUUUGUCAUUAUCUGGGUAAAAUGCAAUAUUUAUGU
Monopterus albus (swamp eel) is the source of this 3930-nucleotide messenger RNA. It is a transcript of the gene gtpbp2a, whose product is annotated as GTP binding protein 2a. The record is from RefSeq and is a predicted model, not a curated record. NCBI's taxonomy places the organism in Eukaryota, Metazoa, Chordata, Actinopteri, Synbranchiformes, Synbranchidae. Bases 278 to 2107 code for a protein of 609 amino acids. Gene Ontology annotation, molecular function: GTPase activity; GTP binding; translation elongation factor activity. Gene Ontology annotation, biological process: translational elongation. The transcript is spliced from 12 exons.